This is a messenger RNA of Pseudozyma hubeiensis SY62, 1935 nucleotides long. RefSeq lists its product as hypothetical. NCBI's taxonomy places the organism in Eukaryota, Fungi, Basidiomycota, Ustilaginomycetes, Ustilaginales, Ustilaginaceae. Gene Ontology annotation, biological process: double-strand break repair via homologous recombination. The transcript has a single exon. Gene Ontology annotation, molecular function: crossover junction DNA endonuclease activity; 5'-flap endonuclease activity. Gene Ontology annotation, cellular component: Slx1-Slx4 complex. Bases 1 to 1935 code for a protein of 644 amino acids. The record is from RefSeq and is a predicted model, not a curated record.
AUGCCGUCCUCGGUAACGAAGCACACGAUCCCGCCCUUCUACGCCUGCUACUUUCUCCGCUCGCUCUCCUCUCCCGGCACCACAUACAUCGGCUCCACACCCGCGCCGCCCCGUCGCAAACGUCAACACAAUGGCGACCUCACGCAAGGGGCGUACAAAACAGCUCGCGCUCGACCCUGGGAGAUGGAGUGCAUCGUCUACGGUUUCUCUUCCAAGAUCGCGGCGCUUCAGUUCGAAUGGGCGUGGGCAAAGCCCCAUCUUUCCCGACAUCUGAAGUUCUUGACCACGGAGCACUCCGUCAAUGGCAGCGCGAGCGAUACGUCAGCAUCGGCUGGCAUGGCCCUUUUCCUGUCGACGAGCAUGACACCCGGUCAGACUCGUUGGGGGAGACCGAAGAAGAGGAUGGCGAGACCUCCAUCGACUCCCAACGCUAGGCUCUUGGCGAUGCGGGCACUGCUUCGUUCCGAACCUUUCUGUGGGUGGGGACUCAAGCUGGCCUUUUUCACCGAGUGGAGCUGGUUGGCGUACCAGCGACUCGAUGCUGCAAACGCUGUGGUGGACGCUACACAUACGACAUCCCCGUGGCACAGAUACAGUCGAUCCGGAAAGCCUUUGCAUACGCUGUACCCGGUUGCCGUCUGCGACUUCGCCGGGGUCGACGGUAAACGCAUUCCACUCAUUCACAUCUCGGCACAGCACCGGCUGGAUGCAGGGGUCGCAGAUCAGCCCGUCAAGAAGAGACAGUCUUCGAGCAAGAAGAAGGCGGACGCUGAUGAUCCUCCAGGAUGGCCGGAAACGCUUCCUCGGUCAGCAAAUCUGAAAGGCCUUGAUGCUUGCAUACAGGACUUUGCCGGCUUCCCUUCGCUUCAAGCUGCUGCCACGAGCACCGAUCUGACCAAGAAAUCCAAACGUGCAAGAAAGACGAGCGACAAGGUCGCGGUGGAAGAUGAAGAUGCCGAAAAGGACGAUGACGACGACGAUGCGGCUGAUGCGACGACAACGUUCCUCGCGGAGCCAGGAGCAGUAUCAACGCGCACGUUCUACAGGAUGAGGUUCGAUGACCUCGACAUGGAAGAAUCCGAGUGGAAACGCUUCGAACAUGCCGUCGCUGCGAACCUUGACCCUGCGACCACAACGACGAAAGCCAUGAGCGACUUCCUUCAGAUCUGCGUACAGCGGCAUAUCGCCGUUCAGGACGCCCGCACGAGAGACACUGCGACACCUGCGCCCACCGCGCCCUGCGCGCUAUGCAAUACACCGGUCGACCUGAGCCAGCAGCUCGACUUUGUCCUCUGCCCCUCUCCGCAUGCUACCACACUGCCGAUCAGCUCGGGCGUCUCUUCGACAAACAAUUCCACAACAGGAUUUGACGAAUAUGUAUGUCACUCGGUCUUUCACCUCUCGUGUUUGGCCACGUCGUUCCUCGAGCAGCAAAGUGGCGUUGCAAUCGGGCACAAUAGCGUUAGCACGAUACUGCCAACGCACGGAGCGUGUCCGCGUCACAAAGGGCAGCAGGAGCAACCUGCACAGUGGGCAGACGUGGUGAGAGCCAUGUAUCGAAGGCACGAACGGUUCGAGCGCCUGGUGCAAUUCUUGGUGAGAUCUGGUAGGACUUUCGAAGAGCACCUGAAUCCUCACCCAGAAGUAGAAGUGGCCGUCAAGAGCAAAAGAGGUAAAGGCAAAGGCAAACUUCCUGCAGGCAAAGGCGAAGAUGCUGCUGAAGAGAACGGGAUGGACGAAGCAGAUUCUGGACUGGUGAAGAAGACGAGGAAGCGCAGGCAGCCGACGACCAGCAACGUCGAGGGGGCCGCAAUCGCUCCUGUGGAAGAGAAUGGUGUUCAGGUAGAUCAAGUCACAGGCAAGAAGGAUUCAAAGAGAAAGACGACACGCAAAGCGAAGUUGAUAGAGCCCAGCGAUGUAAUUGACCUGACAUGA